GAGUUGUAAGCAGUAAGCAGCAGCAACACAUUGGCGAGAACAGGGAAGCAGGCGCGCGGCACGGGGACCCGCCGGAAGAAGCAGCGGCGGUAGCAGCUUCAGCGCGAGCUGGACGCAGAGCGAUAAACCACCGGCAGCACGAGCGACACCGAGGCGGUCAGAGGGGCGGAGAGGAGGAGGAGGAGGCACCCGCAUUGCCACUCGUGUUCCCCCCGCUGCCUCCGUCGUCUCUCCCUCCCUCCACAUCUCUCUCUUCAGCUCUCCUCACCCCUCGCUCCUCUCGAACCACCGCUGCCGCUGCUUCCUCGUUUAAGAUGGCUGACCCCAACAGCGACGGAGAGGUACCGGAGAGUGCGCGCGGCUUCGCCCGCCAGGGAGCCCUCCGUCAGAAGAAUGUGCACGAGGUGAAGAACCACAAGUUCAUCGCGCGCUUCUUCAAGCAGCCCACCUUCUGCAGCCACUGCACGGACUUCAUCUGGGGCUUUGGGAAACAGGGAUUCCAGUGCCAAGUGUGCUGUUUUGUAGUCCAUAAACGCUGUCAUGAGUUUGUCACCUUCUCGUGUCCUGGGGCCGACAAGGGACCUGCGUCAGAUGAUCCUCGCAGUAAACACAAGUUUAAGGUCCACACGUACUCCAGCCCCACCUUCUGUGACCACUGCGGCUCCCUCCUCUACGGGCUGUUACACCAGGGCAUGAAAUGUGACCACUGUAUGAUGAACAUCCACAAGCGAUGUGUGGCCAACGUCCCAAGCCUGUGUGGGACAGAUCACACGGAGAGGAGAGGACGCAUCCAGAUCUCUGCUCAGAUCGCCGAGGACACUCUCACCGUCAUCAUCAAAGAGGCGAGGAACCUGGUGCCCAUGGACCCCAAUGGUCUGUCAGACCCGUACGUCAAGCUCAAACUCAUCCCAGAUCCCAAGAGUGAGAGCAAGCAGAAGACCAAGACCAUCAAAUGUUGCCUCAACCCCACCUGGAAUGAGACCUUCACUUUCAACCUAAAGGAAAGUGACAAAGACCGCCGUCUGUCAGUGGAGGUGUGGGACUGGGAUUUGACCAGCAGGAACGACUUCAUGGGAUCCCUCUCCUUUGGCAUCUCAGAGCUACAGAAACAAGGGGUCGAUGGAUGGUUUAAGAUGCUGUCUCAGGAGGAAGGGGAAUACUUCAAUGUUCCUGUGCAGCCAGAUGGAGAGGACGGCAAUGAAGAGCUACGGCAAAAGUUUGAGAGGGCACGGGUCGGUCCAGGCAAGCCCACAGACUCCUCGUCGUCCUCCUCGAUGUACAAGUACGACAGCAACGGCAACCAGGACCGCGUCAAGCUCUCAGACUUCAACUUCAUCAUGGUUCUGGGAAAAGGCAGCUUUGGCAAGGUGAUGCUGGCAGAGAGGAAGGGGACGGAUGAGUUGUACGCCGUCAAGAUCUUGAAGAAAGACGUGGUGAUCCAGGACGACGAUGUGGAGUGCACCAUGGUGGAGAAAAGAGUCCUGGCUCUGGCCGGGAAACCACCCUUCCUCACUCAACUGCACUCGUGUUUCCAAACCAUGGACCGAUUGUACUUUGUGAUGGAGUAUAUAAAUGGAGGAGACCUCAUGUACCAAAUCCAACAGGUCGGCAAGUUCAAGGAGCCUCAUGCUGUUUUUUAUGCUGCAGAAAUUGCCAUUGGACUCUUCUUCCUUCACUCCAAAGGCAUUGUGUAUCGGGAUCUAAAGCUGGACAAUGUGAUGCUGGACUCUGAGGGCCAUAUAAAGAUUGCAGACUUUGGCAUGUGUAAAGAGAACAUGUUGGAUGGCGUUACCACAAAGACUUUCUGUGGAACGCCAGACUACAUCGCUCCAGAGAUUAUAGCUUAUCAGCCUUAUGGGAAAUCUGUGGACUGGUGGGCCUUUGGGGUACUGCUGUAUGAAAUGCUUGCUGGACAGCCGCCUUUUGACGGGGAGGAUGAAGAUGAGCUGUUCCAGUCGAUCAUGGAGCAUCAUGUCUCUUACCCUAAAUCCAUGUCCAAAGAAGCUGUUGCCAUCUGCAAGGGGCUGAUGACCAAACACCCAGGUAAGCGUCUGGGCUGUGGUCCAGAGGGGGAGAGAGACAUCAAGGAGCAUGCCUUCUUCCGUUACAUAGACUGGGAAAAACUGGAAAAUAAAGAGGUUCAGCCGCCUUUCAAACCUAAAUCUUGUGGGCGUGAUGCUGAGAACUUUGAUCGCUUUUUCACACGCCAUCCCCCAGAGCUGACCCCCCCAGAUCAGGAGCUUAUAGCCAACCUGGACCAGGAAGAAUUCCAAGGCUUCUCAUUUGUUAACCCUGAGUACCCUCACACAACUCACUGACCAUGCCACAUAUCACCGAGCUGCACUAGUUAUCCCCUCGACCUCAGAGAGAAUAAAAUCAAAUAAAAAUCACCGUGAUCCAGGCUGCAUUAAUGCGAAACAUUAAAGAAAUAGUUUGGCAUUUUAUUAAACACAUUGGAUUCAUAUCGAUCUCAUUUUUAGACAUUAUUUAGAGUUAUUAGCUUCGUUUAGCAUAGACUCAAAAACCUUCUUCUUAAUAUGGGAAAUAAUGAAGGGACUGAAAGGUGAGUGUCUCAUGUCAAACGAUGAAGCCAAUACAACAUUUAAAGCUAAACUCUCCUCAGCAAAGCAAUACCUGCCAUGUCUUGUUUUUAGUUCUCUUUCACUUAGCGGUACCCACAACGAUCACUGUGACUUCUAAUCAUGGAAGCAAUCCUUCCAUCACUCUCUGCUCUAAUCUUUGUUUGCAGUCCAUACUCCUGCCAUUUUCAAUUGCACAUAAAAAGUGGAAAGCAGUGAAAAUGUCAAAGAAAAAAAGACAUAAACAUUUGGUUUGGAUGAUUUAAUUACACUGUGUUGUUGUGCUCUCAUCCCCUGCAGCGGUUGAACUAUAAUUAGCACGAGUUGUUGGAAAACAGUCAACAGUUAAUUAGCGGAUAUGAGCGUUGCCACAACGCUCCUCUGAAUUUCACAAAGAAAGCAUCAUUUCUGUAAAAUGCCAAACUAUUCCUUUGAAAAUGCAGACAUUAAGGACUUGAGACGUUACGUUGCCAGCAGAGACUAGUCUUGUUUGCAGCAGUGUGCAACACUGUUCUCCGUUUACUGUGGUUUAACAUGUCGUGUUACACUGCUGCUUCUCUAAUAUCAGCUCCGGCUGCGUGUCUGUCGUCAGUGUAGACAUGUCCCGGUUUCUCAGACCGGCGGGGGUUCAUGUCGGACCUCGGGGUCGGCCUGAACUUGACAUGUCUCUAUUUCACCCUCCCUGUCACUGCAUAUACACAAAAACGACCUAUUCAUAACAUCCCGACGUGUACUUUUACCACAUUAUUGCUCCAGUGUGAGUUUAAAAAAAACGGACCUGUUUCUUUCCCUAUGUGGACGUUAUUUUUGUCAUUUUGACCAAAUACUCCUUCACCUAGUGUUCAGUCAGUGUUGUGGUGAUAUAAAAAUGAUUUGAUUUUAACUGAGGAUGGAAGUCUUUAUACAUUGCAAGAGUGUAAAUCUGCGUCAAGAGAGUUUUGACUGAAAGCUCGUUACUUUUUCUACUUAUCCAUCACUGAAAACAGUCACACUGUGUUUUUAAUGACAGACAGCAUAUCUUUCAGCUUGUUGGCAACCAAUAUGUCACUCAUGAUGAAGCCCAUAGAGUCUUGUGAGUCUACAGAAACAGGAUGUUCAGAAGUGCCAAAAAGAGUGUUCAGAAUCAUACUGAGAAAAAAAGAAAUACUGCCCUCAACAACUAGUAGGAAGGGCAGCCAUCUUGUGCCAUUUUGCAGUACAUGUAUAAUUAUUAGAAUAUGCAUUAUAAGUACUCUCUUCUCGAACAAUGUAUGGCCCCGGGGAAAUCCUUUUCAUUUAUGAUAUGAACUGUCUGAGAGGACAAGUGUUUCAUUGUGUCAGGUUGUACUUUUUCUUUUGUAACUGUGUAAUGAUGCAAGGUAGUAACGUGUCAAAUCUUGUUUAUUGAGCUUGUAUCACAAAAGCAGCAUGGUGACAUCGAAGAUUUGUUUCUGUUGUACAAAAAUGCUUGCUGAUAAAAGAUGAUGAAAAAAGUCAGAGCUUGUUGUGAUGAUGGUAAAGGUGACUAAUCGAUGGCGGCUUAAGGAGAGGAAAUCACAAAGGAGAAAAAAAAGGAUAUAUAUUGCGUUCUAUAUCGGAGAGUUUCUUGGAUAAAUUGUUCAGAAUGAGAGAUGCUACUGUAGAUUGUGUAAUUGUCCUGUAUGAGUGGAAGCUGAUAAUAUACUCACUGGUGCCUACCAGA
Molecule: messenger RNA, 4260 nt
Organism: Solea solea (common sole)
Lineage: Eukaryota; Metazoa; Chordata; Actinopteri; Pleuronectiformes; Soleidae
Product: protein kinase C beta type
Exons: 17
Coding region: 315-2318 (667 amino acids)
Biological process (GO): protein phosphorylation
Molecular function (GO): ATP binding; zinc ion binding; diacylglycerol-dependent serine/threonine kinase activity
Source: RefSeq, a predicted model, not a curated record